Kwoniella mangroviensis CBS 8507 is the source of this 450-nucleotide messenger RNA. RefSeq lists its product as uncharacterized. The record is from RefSeq and is a predicted model, not a curated record. Lineage: Eukaryota; Fungi; Basidiomycota; Tremellomycetes; Tremellales; Cryptococcaceae. The coding region runs from base 1 to 450 and encodes 149 amino acids. The transcript has 4 exons.
AUGACUGUACCAGACACGAACAGUAACAGUCCCAACAACAGUAAUGGCCUAGAUCCGUCUGAGUCACCUCCAAUGCUCAAUGGCGACCGUCCUAACGGCAAACCCACUUCUCAAGAGGUAGUCAUUUUACCUUCCAGUUUUCUUCUUCUCAUCUGUAUCAUCGUGUGGGUAUUGGUCUUCAUAGAGAUCCUCAUUCUCUAUAGUUCUAUAGGCUACAGCGACGAUGCUUCCUUUUGCGUAUCGGCUUUUCAAACGAUCUUUUUCAUCCUGUCCUUAAUUUCGAUCUACGCGGCCUUCUUUGAGCCUGGUUUGGAGUUCGAAGGUCGUACAACCGAUCCACAAUGGAAGUUCCGUGAGAAAAACUGGUUGAUAUUCUUUGCUAAAGUUGGACUGGUAAUGAAUGCCAUGCAUGGCUUUAUGUUAUGCAAAGAGAUAACGGUUUUCAAUUGA